Molecule: messenger RNA, 687 nt
Organism: Adineta steineri
Lineage: Eukaryota; Metazoa; Rotifera; Eurotatoria; Adinetida; Adinetidae
Source: the annotation of a GenBank genome assembly
AUGGCCGCCUUAUCAUAUCAUCAACGAUUUAUUAACAAAUUUCGAUCACUACUUUCAAUUAUUCUAACAUCCUAUGAUCCUUUUGGUGAUAAACUUAUAGAAAAUUUUCGUUUAAAUCCAUAUUAUCCUUUUACAUAUACACAAUCAUAUACAUUUGAAUAUAAAUAUCGUUGUUGGUCAACAAUCUAUUUCUUAAUUAUUAUGCAAAUAAUAAUCUUUAUAUUAACAUUAUAUACUUAUUAUCAGUUGAAUAUAAAUGAAUAUUGGAUAUCAGGUUCCGAAUUUCUUUUAUUAUUUAUAUUUGGAUUCUUAACGAUAUUUCUAUGUUUAAAUCUGAUUGAAAAUUUUCAACAACGACGUAUUGUUUUAUCUCCAUUAGAUUUUCAUGUGUCAAUCUAUAGAAAUAAUAUUUUAAAACAACAAUGUUCAAUUGAUCGUGCUUAUAUAUGUUUACAUAAAAUAGAAUCAUAUAAUAUACUUCUUUAUCAUCUUGUAUUUGUUAUUGAAGAUAUUGAUUUUAUUAAAAUAACUGAUUAUUUUUAUUAUAAAUUUCAAUUAAGACAAAUUGGCAAACAUUUAGCAAAAAAUUUAUUUCUUAGUUAUAUUGAAAGUCAAUAUUGGAUAGGAAUAUUUCCUAAAUAUAAAAAAUUAAAAAAUUUUAUUUAUCAAAAUCAUCAUACUGUUUAA